Zygotorulaspora mrakii is the source of this 570-nucleotide messenger RNA. RefSeq lists its product as uncharacterized. The transcript has a single exon. The record is from RefSeq and is a predicted model, not a curated record. Bases 1 to 570 code for a protein of 189 amino acids. Lineage: Eukaryota; Fungi; Ascomycota; Saccharomycetes; Saccharomycetales; Saccharomycetaceae.
AUGUACCUGCAUUAUGUUUACCUCCGCGCCGAAAGAACGGCUGCAAACUACGUUAACAAAGAUAUGAAAGCUGGCAUUGCGUCCAUGGUGAAGACGUUAUCCCCAAAUACCAUCAACCUGUACGUGGUCAAUCUUGGACACAAGCUCUUUGUUUUGUUCAACGGACAUCGACUAUCGCCGUUUGAAGAGUACGCAUUUCUUCCAGAGGAUGAGAUCAUUCUGCUUACAGAAAACUUGGAGAUCAAAGAGAAGGUGAGUGAAAAGAUGGAGAUUCUGGGUAGGUGCUUUAGCAGCUGUAUCCGUAGUGAUGAAUACCGCGAGUACCUGGUGCGCUGGGUGCGCAUGUGCCCGUUUGACUUUCCCACAUGGGCCAGCUUUGAACUUGCCUGUCCUGAGAAUACAGUGUCAAAAGUAAGACGGCUGCUUGAUACUAUCCAAUUUCUGGUUCGGUGUACCAGCUUUGCCACAACAGAAAUGUUAAGGAGCCUGAAAAGUGGUUUACAUCAGGGAAGUUCCUUCCACCUGAGAACUUUUGGAGCGGGUUCGGCAACCUGUACAGCAGGGUUGUGA